This is a messenger RNA of Plenodomus lingam JN3, 1092 nucleotides long. RefSeq lists its product as uncharacterized. The record is from RefSeq and is a predicted model, not a curated record. Lineage: Eukaryota; Fungi; Ascomycota; Dothideomycetes; Pleosporales; Leptosphaeriaceae.
AUGGCCGGCAACGAGGAGGAUGCGCCGAGUAACAUGCCUGCAAGCCUGCGUUUCUUCUCGCCAAUGACAUGGAAUGCGCCCGCCCGUGACAUGCGAGAAGAGCAAAUAAGCCUGAGGCUGACCGGGAGACCUUGCGCCAACCACGUAAUAGACGCCGACACAUCGUUGGCAGCAGUCAUAGCUACCCUUGAUAGCGCCAUCAUCAGCUCGCAAAUCGACGACUGGGUUCAGCAGUCCAACGACCUCGCUUCGCGCCUCUAUACCUUUGACAACAGCGAUGCCCUGUACGGCUCUGCACCACACCAGCAGCAGCAGCAGCAGCAGCAACAGCAGACAGUCUUGAGCUCGAGUCCAGACCAUGCCCUUACCGUGAAAAGCGGCUCCUCCAUGGCUCCCGCUCUUCUCCACCACUUCGACCCCGCCACCACCCCGCCCUCCCUAUCCUCUUAUGAUACCAGCACCAGUACCACCACCGCCAGUCACGACCACGACCACGACCACGAAACAGACGCAACACCUACCGAAACAUCCAUCAGUACCGGCCUCGCCAGCCACUUCCCCAGCGUCCCCCUCCUCCAAGAGAAUAAUGGCAUCCUGCAAGUCCCGCCCGCCACCGACCCCGCUCAUCUCCCUCCUCCCCUCUACGAAUGCACAUUCUGGUUCCUAAACUGCACCGCCAUCUUCUCCCGCUUCUCAGACUGGGACACACACUGCCUCUCGCAUUUCCGCGGUGAGGAACCCCCGCGCUCCGUCCAAUGCCCCCUCUGCGACUGGACCACCACCUCUCCCGACGGCACCCUGGCCUGGAAAGCACGCAUGCAGCAUCUGGCCCGCGCGCACACCAUGAUCGGCCACACCCUCCGCACCAGUCGCCCGGACUUUCUACUCUUCAAUCAUUUGUGGCGCGUGCGCUUGAUUGACGAUUACGAUCUCAAGGAAUUACAGGGCGGGAAUCAUAAUUUGACGCAGGGGUUGGGUAAUUUUGUGGAGAGGGGUGGAGGAGAGAGGCGGAGGAGGGGAGCGGAUUGGCGUGGUGGGAGGUGUGUGCAGCAUGUUGCUGUUGGUCGAGUGGCCCAAGUGCCUCGGUCGUGA